AUGGCGUUCUUCUGUCCGAACUGCCACAACAUUGUUUUAGUACACAUCGAGAGCGGAGUUUAUUUUUAUUGUAAAACAUGCAAUUUUAAGUAUAAGGUAAAAAAUAAAAUAUAUAACAAAUUUGAUUGCAAAGAAUAUAACAAAAAUAUUCCUUUAGAUGCUGUUGACAUGAACAAUAAAAACAUGUCCAAAACACAAGCCAUAUGUCCAAAAUGCACGAAUGACGAAGCUUACUUUUACAGCCUACAAAUCAGAUCCGCAGAUGAACCGAGCACAAUCUUUUACGUUUGCGUAAAGUGUAACUACCACUGGAAGGAGUAA
This is a messenger RNA of Plasmodium malariae, 321 nucleotides long. Its product is annotated as DNA-directed RNA polymerase III subunit RPC10, putative. The coding region runs from base 1 to 321 and encodes 106 amino acids. The record is from RefSeq and is a predicted model, not a curated record. Gene Ontology annotation, biological process: termination of RNA polymerase III transcription; DNA-templated transcription. The transcript has 2 exons. Lineage: Eukaryota; Apicomplexa; Aconoidasida; Haemosporida; Plasmodiidae. Gene Ontology annotation, cellular component: RNA polymerase III complex. Gene Ontology annotation, molecular function: nucleic acid binding; zinc ion binding; DNA-directed RNA polymerase activity.